Molecule: messenger RNA, 420 nt
Organism: Adineta ricciae
Lineage: Eukaryota; Metazoa; Rotifera; Eurotatoria; Adinetida; Adinetidae
Source: the annotation of a GenBank genome assembly
AUGCUUGUACUUAGAAAUGAAAUACGAACGCAAUUGAACCACAGAUCAGCAAUUCAUAAUGCAGUAGAAGUCGGUACCAAUCUAAUGGUAUGUAUCGCUCAGGAUUGUUGUAAAGGCAAGGCUGCGGAGGAGCCGGCACUUGUGAAAAAAUUAUUAGAACUAUCUGAUAGUAAGACUGAACAUUUACCGAGUUUAUUACCGUUAGUUUCUGGAAUGCCAGUUAUAAUCACACAAAAUAUAGCUAUUGAACUGGGAUUAAUUAAUGGCAUGAAUGGCAUCUUUAGACAACUAGUUUAUGAUAUUGAUUCAGUGUCAACAGAUAGUCUUUCAAAAACUUUUCCAACAAACACCCAAUAUGUUCAUAAGCCAAUAUAUGCAUUGGUCGAAAUAAGCAAAUCAAAAAUUGAAUGUAAUCUUUAA